Durotheca rogersii is the source of this 2127-nucleotide messenger RNA. RefSeq names its product glycogen synthase. The record is from RefSeq and is a predicted model, not a curated record. Lineage: Eukaryota; Fungi; Ascomycota; Sordariomycetes; Xylariales; Xylariaceae. The transcript has 5 exons. Gene Ontology annotation, molecular function: alpha-1,4-glucan glucosyltransferase (UDP-glucose donor) activity. Gene Ontology annotation, biological process: glycogen biosynthetic process. Gene Ontology annotation, cellular component: cytoplasm. Bases 1 to 2127 code for a protein of 708 amino acids.
AUGGCCAGCGAAAGCGGGGAGAGGAUCCCUCGCGACGUCAAGAAUCACGUACUCUUCGAAGUUGCAACCGAAGUGGCGCACCGCGUUGGUGGUAUCUAUUCCGUCAUCAAGUCCAAGGCCCCCGUCACCACUGCUGAAUAUGGCGAACGGUACACGCUCAUCGGCCCUCUCAACCAUCAGUCCGCCGCCGUCGAAGUCGAGGAACUAGAGCCGACCAUCCCCGAGCUCGCCAAGAGCAUCGAGGCCAUGAGGAACCGGGGUAUCGGCAUCCUUUACGGACGAUGGCUCAUCGAAGGCGCGCCGCGGGUAUUACUCAUCGACACCAAGACUGCGUACCGAUAUAUGGAUGAGUGGAAAUCAGAUUUGUGGAAUGUCGCCAGCAUACCGUCCCCUCCCGGCGACGACGAAACAAACGAGGCAAUCGUCUUCGGAUACUUGGUAGCCUGGUUUCUCGGAGAGUAUGUCUGCCACGAAAAGAAGAAAGCCGUUAUUGCUCAUUUCCACGAGUGGCUCGCCGGUGUUGCUCUGCCGUUAACGAAGAAGCGUCGCAUCGACGUGACCACCGUCUUUACCACCCACGCGACCUUGCUCGGCCGCUACCUCUGCGCUGGCUCCGUCGACUUCUACAAUAACCUUCAAUGGUUUGACGUCGACGCCGAGGCGGGGAAGCGCGGCAUUUACCAUCGCUAUUGCAUAGAGCGUGCCGCAGCGCACUCGUGCGAUGUAUUCACGACGGUCUCUCAUAUCACGGCCUUCGAGAGUGAGCAUCUGCUUAAGCGCAAGCCCGACGGCGUCCUACCGAACGGGCUUAACGUGACUAAAUUCUCUGCCAUGCACGAAUUCCAGAACCUGCACCAGCAGUCCAAGGAGAAGAUCCACGACUUUGUUCGUGGCCAUUUCUAUGGACACUACGAUUUCGUUCCCGAAGACACCCUCUACUUCUUUACUGCCGGCCGUUACGAGUUUCGAAACAAGGGUGUAGACAUGUUCAUCGAAUCCCUCGCUCGUCUUAACCACCGACUAAAGAGCUCCGGAAGCAAGACCACGGUCGUAGCCUUCAUCAUCAUGCCGGCGCAAACCACUUCGCUGACAGUCGAGGCAUUGAAAGGCCAAGCUGUCAUCAAGUCUCUUCGCGACACCGUCGAUGUAAUCGAGCGCGGGAUUGGCCGCCGCAUCUUUGAGCGAUCUUUAAAGUGGCACGACGGAGACCCGAUGCCCGACGAAAAGGAGCUGAUUACAAGCGCCGACAGGGUUGUCUUGCGCCGUCGUCUCUUUGCCAUGAAGCGACACGGCUUACCCCCAAUCGUCACGCAUAACAUGAUCAACGAUCACGACGACCCCAUCUUAAACCAGGUGCGGAGGGUGCACCUCUUUAAUCACCCGACAGAUCGAGUCAAGAUAAUCUUCCACCCCGAGUUCUUGAGUUCGGCGAAUCCCAUUCUGCCUUUGGAUUAUGACGAUUUCGUACGCGGCACGAACCUGGGCGUCUUCGCGUCCUACUACGAACCGUGGGGCUAUACCCCGGCGGAGUGCACUGUCAUGGGCGUCCCUAGCAUCACAACCAAUCUGUCCGGUUUCGGCUGUUACAUGGAGGAGCUCAUCGAGAACUCGAGCGACUACGGUAUCUACAUUGUAGACCGACGCUCAAAAGGUGUGGACGACUCGGUUAACCAACUGACUUCGCACAUGUUUGACUUCUGCCAAAAAAGUAGGCGGCAGAGAAUAAACCAGCGAAAUCGGACCGAGAGACUCAGCGAUCUAUUGGAUUGGAAGCGGAUGGGAAUGGAAUACGUCAAAGCCCGACAGCUGGCGCUGCGGCGAGCGUACCCGACUUCCUUCACCGGCGACGAAGAGGAUGAUUUCAUACCCGGAGUCGAACAGAAGAUCUCUCGGCCGUUCUCAGUCCCAGGUUCACCCCGUGAUCGAGCCGGUAUGAUGACCCCGGGGGACUUUGCCAGCCUGCAAGAAGGGAGAGAAGGUCUGAGCACGGAGGACUAUGUGGCAUGGAAACUACCUGAGGAGGAAGACCCUGACGAGUAUCCGUUUCCGUUAACGCUUCGGACAAAGAAGGCAGGCUUCUCUGGUCCGGCUUCCCCUCUUGAUCUUACUCAAGUAAAUGGACACUAA